AUGAGCUACAAUAACAUCGGCUUGUCGACGGCCCGCGGGAGUGGCACCAAUGGUUUCAUUCAGCGCAAUGCGUCGGCGCUGCAGAUCCGGCAGGGCCCGCCAGGCGGCGCCGCGGCAGGAUACAAGAACUACGAGGACUACUUGAACGAGAUCGCCAAGCCGCCCGUCCACCGCGCGCCUGACGCAGGCAUUCUCGAACACGAGCGCAAGCGCCAGAUCGAGAUCAAGUGUCUUGAGCUGCGGGACAAGCUCGAGGACGAUGAUGUUGACGAGGACGAAAUUGAGGAGCAGGUAUCCGCCCUGCGGGCCAAGCUGCAGGCCGCCGGCGCGCCGAUCACGGGCCGGCGCGCGACGGACUCGCACUCGGUCGCGGCGGCAAAAGAGGCCGAGAUGGGCCGCCUGAAGCGUGCACUCAAUAUCCGCGCGGACUACGAGGAAGGCAAGGCGUUCCACCGCGAAACGGAGGAGGAGCGCGCUGAGCGCAUCGCCGAGAAGCGCGCGCGCGAGGAGGCGCGGAUCGAGGAGGCGCGUGAGCGCGAGCGCGCCGAGGCAAGGCGCAAGAAGGAGUUCGAGAAGAAGGAGCGCCUCCGCCGCCGCGAGGAGUACUAUGCUCGCCGGGACGCGGAGAAGAAGCGCCGUCGCGAGGAAGACCGCUCGCGCUCGCGCUCGCCUGUGCGCCGCAGGCGCGCCGACUCGGAUGACGACUCGCCGCCUUCCCGCCGCGACGCCUCGCCCCGCCGGGCGGCUCGUGACGACUCGCGCACGCCACCUCGUCGUCGUGACUCUCGUGACAACUCGCGCAAACCUCCUCGCCGUGACGAGCGCGACGACUCGCGCUCCCCACCCCGUCGCGCAGACUCACGCGACGAAUCCCGCUCUCCUCCCCCACGCCGUCGCAACGACUCGCUCUCUCCUCCUCUUCGCCGUCGCGACGAUUCACGCUCGCCAACACCCCGCCGUGCCGACUCGCGUUCGCCGUCACCUCCACCUCGGCGGCGCGACGAGUCGGACACACCGCCCCGUCGGAGGCGCUACUCUUCUGGUUCGGAUCGUGACUAGUGUGCUGGAGAGGCGAUGGCGGUUGAGGAUCCAGUCAGUGUCGGUUCGCAUUGUUCAUUCGCAGAUUCAUGUCAUGUGUAGCGUCGCCCAUGCUCGUGCGGGU
Cutaneotrichosporon oleaginosum is the source of this 1162-nucleotide messenger RNA. RefSeq lists its product as uncharacterized. NCBI's taxonomy places the organism in Eukaryota, Fungi, Basidiomycota, Tremellomycetes, Trichosporonales, Trichosporonaceae. The record is from RefSeq and is a predicted model, not a curated record. Gene Ontology annotation, cellular component: nucleus.